This is a messenger RNA of Closterium sp. NIES-65, 3756 nucleotides long. The record is from the annotation of a GenBank genome assembly. NCBI's taxonomy places the organism in Eukaryota, Viridiplantae, Streptophyta, Zygnematophyceae, Desmidiales, Closteriaceae.
AUGGCGAUCGCACGACCACGACUGCUCCGGAUCGUCGCCAUCGUCGUCGCUCUCGUCGCAACUGUCGCCACUGUCGUCGCGCACGCUUCUGACGAAGGCCAGGCAUUCGACGCGCCGCUCCCGUCAGAUCAGCGCAGGGCGGCGCUGGAAAAGGCGGUGGGCGCGCAAAUCAGCGGAGCGCUCCCCGUCUUCGGCGGAGGAAGCUGGCUUCCGCGCCCACGCGGUGGCGGAAAGGGCGGAAAAGACGGAAACGGCGGGAAAGGCGGGCGCAUCCGGGCGACGUGGGGGGUGCCUCUGCGGCUGCGCUCAGCAUGGGGGAGCGCAAAGUUUCGCGCAAAGGCGCGGGACGCGUUGGGACGACUGACGGGCGCGCAGGGGGUGGCGGUGACGGCGCAGGGGCGCGCGGAGCGACUGAUGGUGGCGUGGGCGGGGCGGCAGGGGAGGGAGGGAUGGCGGAAAGGCAAGGACGUGUGGACGCAAGUGGCACGCGACUGCGUCUCUCAGCUGGCACUCGCCAAAGCCAGCAUGGAGGAAGCAGCGGUGAUCAUCAACACGGGGGAGGGUGACGUGGCAGAUGCGCGCGUCAGCCUAUCAAGUGCUGCCACGUUGGCGGGCGACUGCCUGGACUCGUUUCGCAGCUUCGCUGCUGAUGGCGCCACCAGCGAGCCCGCCAGGGCCGUGCAGGUGGGCGGGCGGGGACACACGUGGGGGAUGUGGGGGAUGUGGGGGAUGUGGGGGAUGUGGGGGGCUUUGGAUUGCCGUGGGGGAUGUGGGGGGCUUUGGAUUGCCGUGCACGUGGGGGGACGGGAGGACAAUGGGUGGGCUCUUGCUGUAAUUGCCGUGCACGUGGGCUCUUGCUCUAAUUGCACGCACAUGGGGGGACGGGAGGGCAAUGGGUGGGCGGCGGCAGUUGGGGGUGGUGGGAGGUCAGCGUGGCAGAGAUGUGAUGCAGUGCGGUCCAUCCAGCUCAUGCCUCUUGCGCCCACCCACCCACCCCAGUCAUCAUGGCUCACUGGAACUGCCCUCUCCCCUCGCCUUCUAAGCUUGUCGCUUCCUCGUGCUAUUCCUCCGCGUCAGGUCCCCUCCUCUUCCGCUUGCGCACUUCAACUCUGCAUCACUCAACCAUCCCUCCCCAUCCCUCCCCAUCCCUCCCCAUCCCUCCCCAUCCCUCCCCAUCCCUCCCCAUCCCUUCCCUUUCCUCCCCAUCCCUCCCCAUCCCUUCCCUUUGCUCCCCAUCCCUCUUCAUCCCUUCCCAUCCCUGCCCAUCCUCUGCUCCUCUCUGUCCCACCCACCCACCGUGCGCGGGAGCAGCAAGCGGCGGGGCAGUUGAGGGAGGCGCUCAUGGCAGUACAGCAGCAGGCGGCCGACAUGGCCACCAUCGUUGCCGCCUCCUCGCCCCCCCCGCUCUCCUCGCCUCCCCUGCCCCCCUCGCCGCUCUUCUCCCCAGCCCCCGCCGGAACCCCCCCUGGCGACAGCAGCCGUGGUGAUACCAGCCCGCCAAGCAAUGCCGGUGGUGCCGCUGAUGGUGCUGCGAGCGACGGCAGUGGCAGUGGUGAUGGCGCGGACACUGGUGGGGCGGCUGAUACUGGUGCUGAUGGCAGUGCUGCUGAUGGUGACGCUGCCAGUGGUGGUGGCUUCACGAUUGCACGAGUUGCCACGGCCAGCACCACAGCAGCAUCGCGCUCACCCAUCAAGUCAAGGAAGCGCCCUGCUAGCAACGCCACAGGCCCCUCCGCCUCUGUUGCCGACGUCAACGCCACUGCCCCUGCUCCCCCUGGCCCUGGCCCUCCGCCAUCCCCCACUCCCUUGGCACCCGUCCCACCUUCACCAUCGCCUCCCUCCUCGCCUUCGUCGCCUUCCCCCCUUGACCCCCUCUCCUCCUCGCCCCCCUCUGCAACUCUACCCUCCUCUCCUCCUCCCCCGUUUCCUCCUCCUUCCCCUCCUCCAUCUCCCCCUCCCUCCCCUCCUCCCUCUCCGCCAGCGCCCUUCUCUUCCCCGCCUCCCUCCGCGCCCUUGCCCUCGCCCCCUCCCUUCUCGCCCUGGCCUGCCACACCUGCUGCUCCGUCGCUGCUCCCCCUCCCGCUGCUGCCCUCUCCUCCCCCAUCCAUCCCCGCGUGCUGCACCUGCACCUGCGCCUGUGCUCCCGUCCUGCCUCCCACCUCCCCUCUAACCUCUCCCCCUCCUCCUCUCUCCACAUUGCCCCCUCCUCCUCCGCCCUACCCCCCACCUCAGUCUCCUCCGCCCGUCAGUUCUCCCCCACCCUCUCCCCCUCUCCCGUCUCCUUCCCCUCCUGCCUCUCCUCCCUCCCUUCCCCCCUCCCCUCUUUCCUCUCCCCCCUCUCCUUCACCUCCCCCCCCCUCUCCUUCCCCUCCUUCCUCCCCUCCCCCCCGUCUCCCUUCCCCUCCUUCCCCUCCCCCUUCCCCUCCUUCCCCUCCACCUUCCCCUCCUUCCCCUCCCCCCUCCCCUCCUUCCCCUCCCCUUUCCCCUCCUUCCACGCCCCCUUCUCCUCCUAACCCCCCUUCCUCCCCUCCCCCCCGCCCCCCCUCCCCUCCUUCCCCGCCCCCCUCUCCUCCCUCUCCCCCCCCUUCCCCUCCUCCUCGGCCCCCUUCCCCUCCCCCCCCGUCCCCCAUCCCCUCCUCCACGCCCCCCUCCUCCUUCCCCUCCCCGACGGCCCCCUCCCCAACCUCCUCGCCCCCCGUUCCCUCCUCCCUCUCCCCCAUCCCCUCCACCCUCUCCUCCAUCCCCCCCUCCGCGUCCCCCACCUCCCCCAUCCCCUCCACCCUCUCCUCCGUCCCCCCCUCCGCGUCCUCCCCCUCCCCCUUCCCCACCCCCCUCUCCUCCGCCCACACCGCCCUCCCCGCCCCCUUCUCCGCCCUCCCCGCCGCCCUCACCCCCCUCGCCCCCGUCACUGGCGUACCCGGUGGCGCUGCGCUACGCGCUGCCGCCGCCCAACGCCAUCGUGGCCCGGGAUGGCUCGGGCACCUUCACCUCCAUUCAGGCGGCAGUGGACGCAGCGCCAUCCACGCCCAGGGGGCGCUUCAUAGUGUGACGGUGAUCACGGGCAGUGCCAGCGUGGUGGGCGGCUCCACCACCUUCAACAGCGCCACUGUCGCCAUCACGGGGGCGGGGUUCCUGGCGGUGGGGGUUCGGUUUGAGAACACGGCAGGGCCGGAGAACCACCAGGCGGUGGCGCUGAGGGUCACGGCGGACAACUGCGCCUUCUUCGACUGCCACUUCAUCGCCUGGCAGGACACGCUGUACGCGCACAGCGGGCGGCAGUACUACCGCAACUGUGUGGUGAACGGGUCGGUGGACUUCAUAUUCGGCAACGGCGCCACCGUGCUCGACAACUGCACCCUGCAGAUCCGCCCACAGCCCAACGCCGUGGUAACCGCGUCGGGGCGCGCCAACUCCACGGAGCCCACGGGCAUCGUGAUUGUGAACUCACGCAUGGAGGGCGAUGUGGCGCAGGCGCAGUUCCUGGGGCGGCCGUGGAGGCCGUUCGCUCGCGUGCUGUACAGCAACACCGUCAUUGGCUCCUCUAUCAAUUCCAAUGGCUGGAUGGACUGGGGAGGCACCGUUUAUGACACGACAACGUUUGUUGAGUUCAAUAACUCAGGACCUGGCUCGGUGGGAUCACGCAUUGCCUGGGCCAAGCCAGGAAUUGUGAAUGAUCCAUCACUUGUGGCUCAAUAUUCCCCGGAUGUGUUCCUUUACCCAUUCGCUCCGAUAAUUGGGCUCAUUACUUGGAUAUGA